Harpia harpyja (harpy eagle) is the source of this 2012-nucleotide messenger RNA. It is a transcript of the gene SOCS3, whose product is annotated as suppressor of cytokine signaling 3. The coding region runs from base 157 to 786 and encodes 209 amino acids. Gene Ontology annotation, biological process: phosphatidylinositol phosphate biosynthetic process; intracellular signal transduction. Gene Ontology annotation, molecular function: 1-phosphatidylinositol-3-kinase regulator activity. Gene Ontology annotation, cellular component: phosphatidylinositol 3-kinase complex. The record is from RefSeq and is a predicted model, not a curated record. The transcript has 2 exons. NCBI's taxonomy places the organism in Eukaryota, Metazoa, Chordata, Aves, Accipitriformes, Accipitridae.
AGCAGCUCCGCCGCUCGCCCGUCCGCCGCCGCGCACCGGUCCCACCGCCGCCGCCGCCGCCGAGACCGGCCCCGGCACCCGCGCCCCAGGUGAUGGUGUAGCAGCGGCUGCUCCCGGCAGCAGCACCCCGAGCGCGCAAAGCUGGCUCCCUGCGCCAUGGUCACCCACAGCAAGUUCCCCGCCGCCGGGAUGAGCCGCCCCCUCGACACCAGCCUGCGCCUCAAGACGUUCAGCUCCAAGAGCGAGUACCAGCUGGUGGUGAACACCGUGCGCAAGCUGCAGGAGAGCGGCUUCUACUGGAGCACGGUGACGGGCGGCGAGGCCAACAUGCUGCUGAGCACCGAGCCGGCCGGCACCUUCCUCAUCAGGGACAGCUCGGACCAGCGGCACUUCUUCACCCUCAGCGUCAAGACAGAGUCGGGCACCAAGAACCUGCGCAUCCAGUGCGAGGGCGGCAGCUUCUCCCUGCAGAGCGACCCUCGCAGCAGCCAGCCUGUGCCCCGCUUCGACUGCGUGCUCAAGCUGGUACAUCACUACAUGCCUCCCGCGCCCUGCGCCGUCCCCGAGCAGCCGGGGGAGGCCCUGCACCCCAAGCGCACCUACUACAUCUACUCGGGUGGCGAGAAGAUCCCCCUGGUGCUGAGCCGCCCACUCUCCUCCAGCGUCUCCACCCUGCAGCACCUCUGCCGCAAGACCGUCAACGGGCACCUGGACUCCUACGAGAAGAUGACUCAGCUGCCGGCUCCCAUCAAGGAGUUCCUCGACCAGUACGAUGCCCCCCUCUAAGGGGCCGGCGGAGCGAGGUUACACGCUACAAGCACAAGAGCAGGGGACAGGCACAACACCCCACCGGUGCGGGGACUUGCAGGGCACACCAAGCCUCUCCCUCUGGGAAGGAGAGGAGGGGGACUGGGGCGAGCUGCCGUGGGCCCGGGGCUGUGGCCAGCACAGCCUGGCGCCCUUGGUGCUGGGGGGACCCCCUGAGGAAGCGCGACACCCCCUCUCCGGGGGGAAGGAGACUGCUCCGGUCGGACUGCGGAUGUUACAGUGCGCCCAGCGCAGAGGCCUCCCCGUCGCAGCUGGGGAGAACCUGACGGCAAAGCCCCCGCGGGCUCGGGCAGCCAGGACGGCACCCGCGGCACGGGGUGAUGUGCGCCCCGGCAGCCGCAUCCCCGCUGCCGUGGCGGGACCACACCUGGGGGUGUCCUGGCGAGAGCCCCCUUCUGCCACCAGAGAACGGAAAGCACUGGAGUCCAGCCUAGUGCCUGAUCACUUUUCCUCGGUUUUAAGGGGAAAGUGUUUUUUGCCCGUAGUGUACUUUACCUCUUGCUGCCUCCUUGUGGGUGGAAGCUCCUUUCACACCAGGCCCCAGACUUGGAGGUCGCUGCCUUUUUCCCCUCGUUGCCAUUUACCAGGGGACUAAGCCUUAAUAUUCUCCCUGCCCCAUGGUCUGGGUUACUGCACAUCGUUUGGUGACGCUGCGUGAUAAUGGUCCCGGUGACAUGCCGUGAAGCCUGAGGGGAAACAGCGUGUCCUGACAUCGCUGAGAGUCCCACGCGACCGCAAGGAGCACCCUGGGGACCCGGUGCUGCUGCUGGACUGUUACUCCCAAGUGUUGCACCCCACCUCUGUCCGGCCGCUCCCUGCAGACCCUGGCCAUGCUGCUCCGUGGGGGCACUGAUUCCCAUGGGAAUGCGGCAGGAGGAUCCCCUGGAGCGCACUGUCUCGCAAGUGCUUUUCUGUGUCCGCCCGGAGAAGCGGUUGGGUUUUUCUGGCUUUUUUUUUUUUUUUUUUUUUUUUUUUUAACCGAAGGGAUGUUUACAGGCCAACGUGAAUCACUGUCUUUUAUAAAGAUUCCAUCUUCACCUCCAGCCUCGAGGGCUGAGCAAAACCAUGCUUGAAAAUUCAACCAAAACAAAACUCAGAUGAAACUUUGCACAUAUUUAUAUUUAUAUUCAGAAAGGAAAUGUUUCCAUAAUUUAUAAUAAAGAGCACUAUUUUUUAAUGAAAAA